CUACAAACAUUUUCUGGAUGAUUUCAUCAUUAUGAAAACAAUUAUUUUUAUCCUGUCUGCGCUUUUUGCAUGUGUGCUACAAAAUAUGGAAUCACGAACCAUGGAAAUUUCCCAUCACAAUCUAGAAGAAAGCAAAAUAAAUGGACCUGCUGAAUACAGAGAAAUGUGGUCAUUGUCUAAAUUUGACACCAAAUACGAAGCCCCAAAUAUGGAGGAAAAAGCUUUGAAUGGUGCUAAAGAUGACACCAUACAGCACAGUUUGCCUUCAGACAUGUUUUUAAGACAUGACAAACUCAGAACUGCAGACUCAAAUGGGGAUAAAUCACAGAGUUCUGAAGAAAAAAUUUCAAAUAUUUCAGAAUCUGAUAAUCCACAUGGAAUCUCUAUUUCAUCAAAUAAUAAUUUUCUGUGGCACAGAAAAUCAUUGACAAAAUAUCCUUCAAUUACAGAAGAACAAAAUACUCAUUUCUCUUCAGGUGACCAACAUUAUCCUGAAAAAUUCCAGAACUUUUCACAAACUGCAAGUGAACUAGGAGCUCUUGAUGCUGGCACAGACCCAAGAGAAAGAAGAGCCUUCUUUCCUCACCUACAUUUUCAUGCACGCCCUCGUGCACAUCCUCGCACACAUCCUCACACUCGCUACUUGAAGUUUCUAAGAGAAGGUACCAACCACAAGCGUAGAUUCAAGGUGAAUGAAUAUUCAUUAUAUUUCAGGAAUGAGGUUCCUAAAUAUAAAAAAAAGUACUUUGUUAACGUGGGAGAAGAAUUGGCGGGGUCAAAUGAAACAGAGCUUAGAAAAUCCAUUGAAGGUGAGGCAAAGAGGAUCAUCAGAAGUGAAGACUACAUUAAUUCUCAAAUUGAAGGUUUGAAAGCUUUUGUAAAAAGAGAGAUUGCCAAGGAGGAAAGUGCAAGAAUAAUUAAAAAUAGAGGAAUUAGUAGGAAAAGAGAACAAUCCUUAUCACAUAAUAGAGAUACAGAUGACAGCUCUAGUUCUUUUGAAUAUGAAGAUGAGGCAGAACAGAACAGGAGAAUUGUAAACAACAUUGAAUCUAGGAUUGAGGCUAUCAAAGAUGCCUUAAGAAAGGAGUUUGCGAGGAGGGAAAUUACAAGAAGAACUGAAAACAUAGACAUUAACAAGAAAUCAGAAGAAUCACCAUCACAUAAUAACAAUGGAUAUGACAAUCAAGAGCUGGAAAAUUUCCGUCAAUAUGAAGCAUCCGUUCUUCACGGUGAAGGUGGAGACACUGUCCAACCUGCAGUUUUUAUGAAUGCAAAAGCCGCUAUCAGUAAUAUUCAAGACGGGAAAAACAAUGAUUCUAGCAACAUAAAAAUCAAGGGAUCCAAUAUUGUGAAAGGAAAUGAACCACAUUAUUUAUCACACGACAGCGAUACGAUGUUACCACAAGAAUUUGAACCACAAUUUGGAAAAAGAAAAUAAAUUCAUACCCCAGUCAUACACCCUUUCUAAAUCAGUGGCUUACUGGCCAAAGAGGAAUGGGUGCUGCAACAUCACAAGAAACAAAACAAAAUGCAGAAACAACUGCAAGUGAAGAAUCAGAGAAUGAAAAAAAAUUACGAAUGGAAACUGAAAGUCUGGCCAAAGAAAUAGAUUUAUUGUCUGAAAAGAAGCUAGAAUUGGAAGACAAAUACAAACGAGCUCUAGCAGACAGUGAAAAUAUGAGGCAGAGGUUAAUGAAACAGAUAGAGGAUGCAAAAAUCUUUGGUAUUCAGGGAUUCUGUAAAGAUCUGUUAGAGGUUGCAGACAUUCUGGGCAAAGCUACAGAAAGUGUUCCAAAAGAAGAAGUUCGGGAAAGUAAUCCGCAUUUAAAGAACCUCUAUGAAGGUCUUACAAUGACACAAGCUGAAUUACACAAGGUAUUCAGACGACACGGCCUUAUUCCAAUUAAUCCCAUAGAAGAGAAGUUUGAUCCCAACUUCCAUGAAGCACUUUUCCAACAGGAGGUCCAAGGGAAAGAUCCUGGUACAAUUGUGGUAGUAUCAAAGACUGGCUACAAGCUACACGAACGAGUUAUACGGCCAGCUCUAGUCGGGGUUGCCAAAGCUCCCUAGAUUAAACACAAUAUAAUGGCAACAAACACUAUGAUAGGAGCCAUAAAUACAUUUAUGUAGGCAGAUAUUGUACACAACAGAAUUUGUAUUAUUCUCAUUGAACAUAUUUUCUGUAUGGACACAAAAUUUUUAAAGUAGACACUGUCUGCGAAACAUGGUUACGAAACUUGUAUUUAGAAUAAAACAGGACACUAAAAAUGAAGUUAUACAUUUGUCAGUUUUUUUUUAAGAUUUCAAUAAAGCAAAUAAAGUUUUGGAACA
Messenger RNA from Zootermopsis nevadensis, 2331 nucleotides. RefSeq names its product grpE protein homolog, mitochondrial Roe1 (gene Roe1). Gene Ontology annotation, molecular function: protein homodimerization activity; adenyl-nucleotide exchange factor activity; protein-folding chaperone binding. Lineage: Eukaryota; Metazoa; Arthropoda; Insecta; Blattodea; Termopsidae. Gene Ontology annotation, biological process: protein folding; protein import into mitochondrial matrix. Gene Ontology annotation, cellular component: PAM complex, Tim23 associated import motor. The record is from RefSeq and is a predicted model, not a curated record.